This is a messenger RNA of Oncorhynchus tshawytscha (Chinook salmon), 1087 nucleotides long. RefSeq names its product B-cell receptor CD22-like. NCBI's taxonomy places the organism in Eukaryota, Metazoa, Chordata, Actinopteri, Salmoniformes, Salmonidae. Gene Ontology annotation, cellular component: membrane. The coding region runs from base 1 to 1041 and encodes 346 amino acids. The transcript has 6 exons. The record is from RefSeq and is a predicted model, not a curated record. Gene Ontology annotation, biological process: cell-cell adhesion.
AUGUUAUAUGACUUGUUAUUUUUUCUGUCAUCUUCAACACCAGAUCGUCCAAAGAACACCUCAGUGUCAGUCAGUCCCUCUGGUGAAAUAGUGGAGGGCAGUUCAGUGACUCUGACCUGCAGCAGUGAUGCCAACCCACCUGUGGACAAAUACACCUGGUACAAGAAGAAUGGAGGUCACUAUCAGAGUAUCUCCAAUCAGAACACAGGACCACAUCAUACCUUCAAUCAAAUCAAGUCAUCUGAUACUGGGGAGUACUACUGCGAGGCCCAGAAUGAGUUGGGGACAGACAGGCCUGAGUCUAUCAACAUGGAUGUGAAAUAUGGCCCAAAGAACACCUCAGUGUCAGUCAGUCCCUCUGGUGAAAUAGUGGAGGGCAGUUCAGUGACUCUGACCUGCAGCUGUGAUGCCAACCCACCUGUGGACAAAUACACCUGGUACAAGAAGAACGUAACCUCACCAAAAGCAUCAGGACAGAGUUACAGCAUCACUAACAUCAUCUCUGAGGACAGAGGAGAAUAUUACUGUGAGGCCCAGAAUAGAAGAGGAUCUAUGAACUCUACAGCUCUGAUGGUCAUUGUAGCAGGGAAACAGACCUCAGUUCUGACUGCAGCUGUAGGAAUCACAGUGGUUGUUCUGGUUCUCAUCCUCUGUCUCCCUGGACUCAUGUGGUUCAGGAAGAAGGACUCCAAACCCACCUCCAACACAGGAGACACAUCAGAAAAUGAACAGGGAGACUCUAGUCCAGUGUAUGACAACAUCUCAGGCAUGGCCAUGACCCCUACUGCAGCACAGACAGUAGCCACAGAUGACCAGGAUGACAUUCACUACGCCAGCGUCCACUUCCAGGAAGUCCUUCUGUACUCGACCGUCCAACAGUCUCAAGCCCAGGAACAGGACGAGGAUAUCCAGUACGCUACUCUGAAAUUCAACCUCCUGAGUGAUGCCACCUGCCCAACAGCAGCAGACCCUGGUGCUGCUGAGGAGGACUCCUCUGUUCUCUACAGCACAGUCAACAAAUCCAGAACCAAGAAGACCUGAGCAUUACAAUACCAGAACCAAGUAGACCUGAACACAACAAACCCAG